AUGCGGACCCGUUGUCCAGUCAUGCAAGGAGAGACUGAACAGCAUCAACUUCAAUUAAUUGCAAGUCUGUGUGGUAGUAUUGAACCGAGUGUUUGGCCCGAUGUUGAUUUAUUACCACUCUAUAAUAAAAUGAAGUUACUAGAAGGUGAGCGUCGAAAAGUUUAUGAUCGACUGAAACCUUAUAUUCAAGAGCCAUUAGCACUUAAUUUAAUCGAUCGAUUACUGAUACUUGAUCCAAAACAACGAAUCGAUGCUGACAAUGCGUUUGAUUCCGAUUUUUUUUAUUCUGAUCCACCCGUAGCCGAUUUGAAAGAGCUUUUAUCGAAAUAUCAUUCAAUGUUCGAUUUAAAACAAACAUCACGUAACUUAAAUCAUCAAAAAUCCAAAUUCUUGAACUUACCAUGUGAACCAAUUUAUUAG
Rotaria sp. Silwood2 is the source of this 420-nucleotide messenger RNA. The record is from the annotation of a GenBank genome assembly. Lineage: Eukaryota; Metazoa; Rotifera; Eurotatoria; Philodinida; Philodinidae.